Helianthus annuus (common sunflower) is the source of this 1400-nucleotide messenger RNA. RefSeq lists its product as uncharacterized. The record is from RefSeq and is a predicted model, not a curated record. Lineage: Eukaryota; Viridiplantae; Streptophyta; Magnoliopsida; Asterales; Asteraceae. Bases 178 to 1167 code for a protein of 329 amino acids. The transcript has 7 exons.
AUAGAAUUCUAGAAACCUCUGUUACCGUUCAUCAUACAUACUACUCAUCAUCUCUCGAACGUACUUUCACCGAAACCCCAAAACGCUACCAUUUUCUCGCAAUAAUCUCUCAAUUCUCGUAUUCCUCACUCAAAUUCGUUCGAUCUCCACCACAGGGGAGAUAGUUUGAAGAAUAAGAUGCAAGGUGGGAGAGGAAGAGGUAAUCCUUUCUUCGGUUUCGGUGACCCGUUUGGUAGUUUCGGUGGUAUACCUGAUCUUUUCGGAGGAAGGGACCCAUUCGAUGACCCUUUCUUCACGCGCCCAUUUGGUGGAAUAUUCUCGUCUGGCCCGUUGGGGAGUCCAUUCAUGGACUUAAAUCCAUUUGGAUCAAGCUUCUUCGGUCCAAGAUCAAACCCGUUCAUGGUUGAACAAGCACCUAGAAUUCCCGAAACCAGACCCAUGUUGCCAAACAGUUCAAGGGGACCAAUUAUCGAAGAACUGAACUCCGAUGAUGAGAAAGAGCAACCCGAUGCUGAUGACGGUAAGAACAAGAAUUCCAGAGAGCAUGUUAGGUCGGAGACACAACCUUACAUUGUGCAUCCUGAUGAUGACUUUGAAGCACACGUUGAAAGUCGAGAACCGAUACAGACACAAUUCGGGAAUGAGUUGAAUAUGAUGAAUAAUAAUACACGCUCAAAUCCGCAAGCUCAUAGCUUCACCUAUCAAAGCUCUACCGUUACAUAUGGAGGUUCUAACGGAGCAUAUUAUACUUCCUCAAUGACCAAAAGGGCAGGCAGUGAUGGAUUACGAUUUGAGGAAUAUAAAGAAGCAGAUUCGGUUACAGGCCAGGCAACUCAUAGGCUUUUAAGGGGAAUCCAUGACAAGGGGCAUACGGUUUCGAGGAAUCUGAAGUCAGAUGGUCAGGUGGAUACAAUGCAAGUGUUGCACAACAUCAAUGAAGAUGAACUUGAUGGCUUUGAAGAGGUUUGGAAUGGAAAAGCUAGGAAACAUCUUCCUGGCUGGACUGCUGGAUCUAGUACUCGUGAAGGGUUAGGUGAGCCAAGAAGGGCACUGCCAUCAACGGAGGAGUUAAGGAACCAUGGAAGUUCCUCUGGCUCACAUGUGGGUGUGAGAAGGAGAUCGGAUGGUGCGGAACAUGGUCAAUCAUCAAAGAUAAGGAGAGUCUAGGUCAAUGGGUUCUUGUAGGGUAAGUUGCAGUCGCGCUUCAAGGUGAUAUAUUCGUGCAGCACGAAUAUGGAUUAUCAUAUGGGCUUAUAUUAUAACUACAUGAUUAUUGCUAACAUGAAUGAAGAAUAAAGACCCUUUUGACUGUUACUCUGUUGGGUUGUAAGACUGUUUAUGGUCCAAGAGUUGUAUACAAUUGUUUAUUGCUAAAUUUGUUCCCUUCGUCUUGUAAGUUA